AGCAAUUCUGAUACAGGUUUAAUGAACAUGACCAUAGGGUGGAGCUUGAAUUGUUAUAUCCAAAGCCAAAGCUUCUAGGUUUUUGAGCUCUGCUUUGGUUCUCUGCAUCUGCGUCCAGCCCCAUGAGAGGGGCCAACCAGUCGAGCGUCUCUGAGUUCCUCCUCCUCGGGCUCUCCAGGCAGCCCCAGCAGCAGCAGCUCCUCUUUGUGCUCUUCCUGAGCAUGUACUUGGCCACGGUCCUGGGAAACCUGCUCAUCCUCCUGGCCAUCGGCCUGGACUCCCGCCUGCACAUCCCCAUGUACUUCUUCCUCAGCAACCUGUCCUUCGUCGACAUCUGCUUUGCCUCCACCACUGUCCCCAAGAUGCUGGCCAACCACAUACUUGGGACUCAGACCAUCUCCUUUUCUGGGUGUCUCACACAGAUGUAUUUUGUAUUCACAUUUGUGGACAUGGACAAUUUCCUCCUGGCUGCGAUGGCCUAUGACCGCUUUGUAGCCAUAUGCCACCCCUUACACUACUCAACAAAGAUGACCCCCCAGCUCUGUGGCCUGCUGGUCGCGGGGUCAUGGGUCAUCGCCAACCUGAAUAUUCUGCUGCAUACCCUGCUGAUGGCUCGACUUUCGUUCUGUGCUGACAAUGCCAUCCCCCACUAUUUCUGUGAUGUGACGCCCCUCCUGAAACUCUCCUGCUCUGACACAUACCUCAAUGAGAUGAUGAUUCUGACCGAGGGUUCUCUGAUCAUGAUCACUCCAUUUAUUUGCAUCCUGGCUUCUUAUGUCCGUAUUACCUGUGCUGUCCUGAGAGUCCCAUCCACGAAGGGGAGAUGGAAAGCCUUCUUCACCUGUGGCUCCCACCUGGCUGUGGUUUCUCUCUUCUAUGGCACCAUCAUUGCUGUGUAUUUCAACCCUUUGUCCUCCCACUUAGCUGACACAGAUACAGCAGCUGCUGUGAUGUUCACAGUGGUGACCCCCAUGCUGAACCCCUUCAUCUACAGCCUGAGGAACAGGGACAUAAAAGGGGCUCUUGGAAAGGUGGUUACUAUGACAUUUUUUCUACUUCGUAAUGCAAUGGGCUAA
Messenger RNA from Mustela erminea (ermine), 1076 nucleotides. Its product is annotated as olfactory receptor 1F1-like. The transcript has a single exon. Bases 123 to 1076 code for a protein of 317 amino acids. Gene Ontology annotation, biological process: G protein-coupled receptor signaling pathway. Gene Ontology annotation, cellular component: membrane. Lineage: Eukaryota; Metazoa; Chordata; Mammalia; Carnivora; Mustelidae. The record is from RefSeq and is a predicted model, not a curated record. Gene Ontology annotation, molecular function: olfactory receptor activity; G protein-coupled receptor activity.